AUGUGCCAAGUGCCCGAUCUCCAGACGUUGUUUGGACUUCCAGCACACGACGAAUGUUCCAACAACCCAUGUGGCAACCAUACGUGUGUGAAUAAACUGCACGCCUUUGAAUGCAAAUGCAGCCAAGGAUACAGUGGGACGCAAUGUGAGGUUGCUCCAGAUUACUGUGCCUCAAAUGAAUGUCAAAAUGGAGCAACGUGCACGAACGGUCAAGGCAAAUACACGUGCCAAUGUACUUAUGGAUUUUCUGGAGAAUUGUGUAACAUCAAAGCAAUUAAUGGACAGUGGUCGGACUGGGGUGUUUGGAGCGAGUGUUCGAAGACGUGCGGUGGCGGUAGCAAAACACGCCGGCGUUCCUGCACGAACCCCCCUCCUGACCUGGAGGGGAACGCUUGCUCCGGAAAUGACACUGAGUCCGAGAAAUGCGCCAACAAUGUUUGCCCAAAAUGCAGAUCAUUAUACCAGACUAUCGGGUCAUCUUUAAACUGUACUGAAAAGGACGGACUUCACACGUGUGUUUUCCUAUGUCAACCAGGACAUUUCUUUGCUACUUCUCCACUGAAAUCGUACGAGUGCGGUGCAGCGACGAAUUAUGUAUGGACCCAUGAAACGGAAGAAAAUCCGCACGCAAGACUCCCGAAAUGCGAGAGGGCAACUCCACCAGAAAGUAUGAAGGGACGAUUUGCGAUUUCAACGGAUGUUCCGUGUUCCAACGCUAACCUGGCAAUAGUUAAGGAGGCAAUGGACAAACGGCUCCAGUCCGCACAAUGUGUGGAAAACGGUAAUUGUACACAGGAAGUACAGGCCACCUGCGAGCAGUCGUCAAGGAAGCGAAGAGCCACACAGACGAUUGGCAUAACGAUAGAACUUCAGGCCAACCUGUUGUUUGAUGGAUCGGGUCUCAAUUUUGAUGGAAUGAUCAAUGGAGAGGAGCCAUCUUCAGAUUUUAUAGGUCUGCUAUUUGCCGUUGCCUAUUUAGAAAAUACCACACAAACCCUGUUCAACGAGUCAGAAUCAAUAUUCACGUUUACAAUUGGCGGUAUCACCUAUGUUACUUACAACACAAGCGUCGCUGUAACUCCAUCUGUACAGUGUCCAAGUGGAAAAGUGCCCCUACAGGACCUUCCAAGAAAGGCCGGGCCAAAUGAGUUGUACACCUUGUCCUACUGGUACCACCACUGA
Molecule: messenger RNA, 1182 nt
Organism: Dreissena polymorpha
Lineage: Eukaryota; Metazoa; Mollusca; Bivalvia; Myida; Dreissenidae
Product: fibropellin-1-like
Exons: 9
Coding region: 1-1182 (393 amino acids)
Biological process (GO): heterophilic cell-cell adhesion; establishment or maintenance of epithelial cell apical/basal polarity
Cellular component (GO): protein-containing complex; plasma membrane
Molecular function (GO): calcium ion binding
Source: RefSeq, a predicted model, not a curated record